CACCUCUAUAAGAUUACCCCUCAACCUCCUGCACUCCAAGGACUAAAUUCCUAGCCUGCCCAACCUCUCCUUAUAGCCCAGGUGUUGCCAGAAUCUUCUCUCUCUGUACUCUUUCCAGUUUAAUGACAUCUUGACCAAAAACUGAACACAGUACAAUACUCCAAAUGCUGCCUUGCCGAUGUCUUGUACAAACGUCAGAACGUAUGAUCCCAACACACUGACCGCGGGAAGCUCGGGAAGGAGAAAAGCAGACGCUGAAUAAAUCGGCGGUACAUGGCACGCAAACUCCGGGCUGGCUGGCUGGGAGGCGGGAGCUGCAGAGAACGUGGAAUGUUCACAACAAUCCCCAGGGAUCUCACGCCGUUUCUUCCACCCUCAUUCCCAGCCUAGUUUCUGCAGGUGGAUGGCGAUUCGGUUGCCGGGUCGGAAGAUGUAAUCCGGAGAGAGCCGAAGGAGUUAUCGGGGAGGAGAAGGAGAAGGAAUCUUGGAGCAAGAGUCAACAGACUGCUGCUAAAUGUGACUUGUGAUCGCGGACAGGCGAGUUACAGACGGGCAUCUUGCUGCGAUGACAGAUUAAAGGGCAAGCGAUCGCAUUUAGAGUUUUGCAGAGUUCUUGCCGAGCAUCGCUGGGAUGUGCAGAGCAAACCAUCACCAAUGGCGUGUGCGGAAUGUUACCACCCACUAGAAGUGAGUGACCAAGACCUAGAACUCAGCGGCCUCGGCUCCCGGCCUCAGCUGGCGGCGAACGGCGCUCCCUGCAAGCGCCAGCUUUCAGCACCAAGGAUAGCGCCGCCUGCUCCGGAUCAAGUGCAGGAGACUUCCUUCACUUCUCACCCUGAGCCGUCUGGUCUGCCCACCAUCCACGGGAGUCUGGGCCGGGCUGAGGUCGUGAAUUCCCAUUGCAACCGGGACAGACCCCAGGAAACGUCACCUCGCUCCGAGGAGGAGCCUGAACCCGAGGCGAAUGGCCAGUCGGUUGACUAUGGGUUCAUGGUGGCGCUGGUAUUUCUAGUGGCCGGCAUCUCCUUGGUCGUUGUAGCCUAUGCCAUCCCGAGAGAGUCCAGGGUGGAUCCGGACACGGUGACGGCCCGGGAGAUGGAGAGGCUGGAGUUACACUACGCUCUCCUGGGCUCGCAUCUGGACAAGUGCAUCAUCGCCGGCCUGGGUCUGCUGACUUUGGGAGGCAUGCUGCUCUCCUUGUUGCUCAUGGUCUCCAUCUGCAAGGGUGACCUAUACGCCAGGAGGAACUUCAUGGUGACUGGCAGGGCCAGGAAGACCUACGGCUCCAUCAAUCUGAGAAUGAAGCCGUUGGACGGAGAAGGGCAUCAGUCCCUGGUGGAGUCGGAGGUGGUACAGAUAUGUGAGAAUCUCGGCCAGACUGGCUCUUGAGGGAAUACUGCCGCUCCCUCAACUCUUCGCCCAAUUCCUCCAACCGCGAGAGUUCCCUUAUGAAAAGAGUAUUUAAAUGCAUGUAUUUAUUAUACAUUUUCUUUUGGUGAGGAAAUGCCACAGGACAUACUCGGAACCGACCCUGUAAACCUCGUGGCAACUCAGCUGGACCAUAGACGCCAUCUCAAUCCCAAGGAUUCAAACUUUGGUCAGGGGGAGAUUGGGGUUAAAUUCCUGUUACCGCCAUAAAAUUUAAGGAGGACGGCAGAUGGGGAGGGAGUGGAAGUCGGAUAGGUCGCCACCCUUUAAAUUUGAGUCAUUAUGUGCAGUUGUCAAUAGGUCUGCUGUCUAAAUAAUGUGGUACAUUGAUUGCCACAUAUUGCAUCAUCUUUUGGGUCCCACACAUAUUCACCGAAUUGUUAGCGCACAAGAGGCAGUAAGAUUGAGCCAACAGUGUCUAAAGACAGUUACCAGGAAUAUUUGGUCCUACACUAGUUUGAACCCACACAUAUUGAUCUCCAGAUCCUUGGAGCACAUGCAGAUCACACUUCGCACAUUCAAUUCCAGGUAAAUAAGUUAAUGUUCAUAUGUUAUAGGAGCAGAAGUAGGCCAUUUGGCCAUUAAUUGUAGUCCCGUCCGUCAUUCAAUCAUGGCUGAUCUAUCUUUCUUUCUCAAACCCAUUCUCCUGCCUUCGCCCCAUAACACUUAUAUUAAUCCUUACUAAACAAGAAUCUGAAGAAGGGUUUCGGCCCGAAACGUUGCCUAUUUCCUUCGCUCCAUAGAUGCUGCUGCACCCGCUGAGUUUCUCCAGCUUUUCUGUGUAACCCAAGAAUCUAUCAAUCUCCGCCUUAAAAAUAUCAAUUGACUUGGCCUCCACAGCUAUCUGUGGCAAUGUAUUCCACAGAUUCACGGCACUCUGACUAAAGAAAUUCCCCCACAUCUCCUUUCUGAACACAAAUGUUUCUGUAGCUCCUUUGCUGACCUUAGGAUGUCUUGGAACAUUUAAAUGCUGAUUAUUUAACUUUUAAAUAUGGGUAUCUAAUAAUGGAUUUGAGUUGUACUGUAACAUAACCCAGAACUUCACUGAACUCUAGAGACUAUUAUAGCACAUUGGCAACUUGCACACCAAGUAUGCUCCCACAAAUGACAAUGUUAUAAUAAUUACUCCUUUCUAAGGGAUAAGCAUUGUCCAGCUCACCAGAAAUCACUCCCUUGCUGUUCUCGAGACUGAGAUAAAAAUGAGCCUCAACUUAGCCAUAAAGGGCACCUCAAACAUUUCGACAGUCCGUCAGUUCCCCACUGCAUCCCUAUGGUUUGUGCUCAACUUUCUGGAGUGGGUCAUAACUUGCCCAUGUACUAGAGUGCUACCACUGACCAACAAUGUCUUCAAGCUACAUCCAAACUUGAUCAUAUUAGCUGCCUUUUUGAGGCAGAACUUCCCAUAGUUCCCUUCAAUACCUGCAAUAAGACAUAGGAGCAGAAUUAGGCCAUUCAGCCCAUCGAGUGCGUUCUACUACUUAAUCAUGAUUAAUCUAUUAUUCCCUCAACCCCAUUCUCCUGCCAUCUCCCCAUAAACUUUGACACUUUUACUAAUCAAAAACCUAUCAAUCUCCACUUUAAAAAUACCCAAGUGACUUAGCCUCCACAUACGUCUGUGCCAAUGAAUUCUAUUAGAUUCACCACUCUUUGGCUAAAGAAAUUCCUCCUCGUCUCCAUUGUAAAGAUGUGGCCCUUUAUUUUGAGGCUGUGCCCUCUGGUUCUAGACUCUCCCACUAUUGGAACCAUCCUCUCCACAUCCAUCAUCUCCAAGCCUUACACUAUUUGACCCACAGUGGGCAGCCACUGCCUCACAGCGCUAGAGUUCGUAAGUUUAUGAGUCAUAGGAGCAGAAGUGGGCCAUUCAGCCCAUCGAGUCCACACUACCAAUCAAUUGUGGCUGAUCUAUUUUUCCUUCUCAAGCCCAUUCUCCUGCCUUUUCCUCGUAACCUUUGAUGCCCUUACUAAUGAAGAACCUAUCAAUCUCUGCUUUAAAAAUACCUAAUGAAUGGGCAGUGAAUUCCACAGAUUCCCCGCCCUCUGGCUAAAUAAAUUAGCUGCAGAAUAAAUAGCACACCCAGUCAUCCCUUCCCGAGGCUUCAGCACAGUGUUAUUGGUGGCCCAAAUGCGAAUAUGGUAGAGUGCAUUAUGUUACAUUGCAGCACAAAUCCAUUAUCUGAAACCUAUAUUUAAAAGCUAAAUAAUCUGCAUUCUAACCCCAGCUCAGCAGAUUUUUUUAAUGUGGACUAGUACAACAGCUUUUACGUAGUAUGUUACAUAUAACUCUUACAGUACAACAGUAUUAGAUAUCAUUUUACAGUAUUAUUAAGGACAGCCUUUCCAACAGCAAUGUGAUUACAAAUAAACUCCAGUACUAUAAUAGAGGUGGAUUUCUCCAGGAGUUUACUUGUUAGCCCUGCAUUACUGGCAGAAGAGUCACAGAAACCGAAGGAAGAUUGCAUUAAUGAUGCUAACGGUGUAUUUCUGGGAUCAUGGUGGUCCCCUGCCAAAGUUGCAGCGAAGAGCGGGAGAACUUCCAAGGAAAUUCAUUUCUACUUAGUCAUUCCGAUCAGGUUUGAUUCCCAGUCUCUGUUGCGAGAGUGAAAAUUCCAAUAGAGCGUUGGAUAAGUUUUCAUGGCAGUUUCAGCAUUUUAUUGUCCCUACUUGCCCUUGAGGAAGCUCACAGUGAAAUGCCUCCUUAUACAGCCAGAGGUUUGCAGGAGGAAGGUGCUCCCGUGAUGCUACAAGGUCGGAAGAAUUUUGAAAAGCAAUAAAAAAGGAACAAUGAUGGUCAUUUGAUACAUCUUUGUAUACCUCCCUGGAAAAUCCUUGCAGUCCACAAACCAUCAAAUGAAAAAUCCAUAGUCAAAAAUCAAACAGUACAGGACAAGAACCGGCCCUUUGGCCCAUAAUGUAUGGGCCGAACAUGAUGCCAAGACAAUCACUGAUCUACCUACACAAAACCCAUAUCCCUCUAUUCCCUGCAUAUCCAUGUGUCCAUGCAAAGUCUUUGAAAUGCCACUAAGAUAUCUGCUUCAACCACGGCAGUGCGUUCCAGGCAACCACCAUCUUCUAUGUAAAAAACAUGCCUUGCACAUCUCCUUAGAUUUUGCCCCUCCCAACUUAUGUCCUCUAGUAUUUGAUUUUUCCAUCCUGGGAGAAAGAUUCUAACAGUCUACCCUAUCUAUGUCCCUCAAAAUUUUACAUAUUUCUAUCAGGUCUCCCCGCAUCCCCCGGCAUUCCUGGGAAAAUUACCCAAGUCUGUCCAACUUUCCCCCUGUAGCUAAUACUCCCUAAUCCAUGCAUCAUUCUGGUAAACCUCCUUCGGAACCUCUUCAAUGUCUCCACACCAUUCUUGUAGUGGGGCGACCAAAACUGCAUGAAAUACUCCAAAUGUGGCCCAACUGAAGUCCUACAAAGCUGCAUCAUGACAUUGACCUUUUAAUUAACUUCCUGACCUAAGAAUGUAAGUAUACCAUUGAUAGACACAAAGUGCUGGAUAAACUCAGCGGGCCAGGCAGCAUCUCUGGAGAGAAGGAAUGGGUAAGGAUUUGGGUUGAGACCCUUCCUAUAAAGACACGGAUGGAUAUGGAGGCAGAUAAGAUUGGUCUUGGCAUCAUGUUUGGCACAGACAUUAUUGGCGAAGAGGCCUGUUCUUGUGCUGUCGUGUUCUGUGCUCUAUGUUGCACUAACUAAAAACUGCAAAGUCCUUACAGCCCUCUAAUCAUCAACCGGAAAAUUCAUAUCCCAUGAACCAUUCACUGGAAUGUUCAAAUCAAGUUGCUCUGACACCUUGUGUCUCUUGUUUGUAAACCAGCAUCUGUAGUUCCAUAUGUCGAACUGGAAAUACAUCAAUUAAUUAAACAAGCCUAAAUAUUUUGUCUCUGUCAUUAAACAUGGAAUUCACUUCAUGUAUUAAUGAAGCAGCUUGUGUGGAGUUUGCUAGUUAUAACUGAUCACUUUGCUUGCAUUAUGGUGCUUUAUUUACCUAUGCUCUACUUUUUACAAGGCCAUAUUUCAGGCAUCUCCAGGCUUAGAAGACAGACAUGAGGAACACACUUUUUUGCUUCUUCAAUGUCGGGUGCCUGGCCUUAAAGGUUAUGCUGCAAAUGGGUUGUUUGUUCUUGGGUAAGGGAGGAACAUCCGAUUACUACCCCCAUGGCCUAAAAAGACAGUGAUGUUCUCAAGCCAACAUUCAUUGCCGGCACAGUGGUGCAGCAGGUAGAGCCACUGCCUCACAGCACCAGUGAACUGGGUUUGAUCCUGACCUCAGGGUGCUGGCAGUGCGUGGAGUUUGUGACACUGUGUGUUUCCUCUAGGUGCUCCAGUUUCCUCCUGCAUCCCAAAUACGUGCAGGUUUGUAGGUUAAUUGGCCGUCUGUAAAUUGUCCCUAGUGUGUAGGGAGUGGAUGAGAAAGUGGGAAAACAUAGAACUCGAGAGAGUGGGUGAUCAAUGGUCAGCAUGGACUGAGUGGGCCGAAGGUCCUGUUUCCAUGCUGUAUCUUUCAAUCAAUUGUCUCUGACUGAAGAUGUAGCCCCUGUACCCAACUGCUGGGACAUAUGUUUUGAAAAUAUUUCAAAAGAAGCCCUGUGCACAUAUUAGUUUUAAUAUGUUCAUUAAUUUUUGGGUCAGGAUAUAUUGUCUCAAAAUUAUGCAAUGAGUCUGAGGCCCUCUUGGUGUUAUAAGUCUUUCACUGUAUACUUGACAAUACAUUGACAUUGUACCAAAUCAUAUUGCUGUAUUCUACAAUCCAUUACAUUUAUAUUAUACAAAACUGACUGUUAGCAGGUAGAAAACAGAGUUUUUUAAAACUUUUUUAAUGGUGCAAUAUUUCAAAUGUGUAAAUUAAUAUCUCAAGCACAUCUUGCUGACUGGGAAUGUGUUGUUUAACCGUAAGAGACAGUAAAGAUUUUGAUAAAACAUUACAACCUCCGAUCUGCGGCUCACUAUGAAGCUUGGGAAAUUAAAAGGAUGUUUUAAAAUGUAUUCAUAUGUUUGUGGCAUUUCUCAGUGUAAUCUCUUUUUAAUCAUUUUUUAAAAUCUUUAAAUAAACACUGUUCUGUUAUGCCCACAAGGAUCAGACAUAAUAAAAAUAUGAAUGAGAGUACUUUGAAGCAACUUCCUUUUCUUUCUCUUGCAUAGCACAUGGAAAAGGUCAGUUCCAUUUAGAUACAUAGAAACAUAGACAAUAGGUGCAGGAGUAGGCCAUUCGGCCCUUCGAGCCAGUAACACCAUUCAAUGUGAUCAUAGCUGAUCAUCCACAACCAGUACCCCAUUCCUGCCUUCUCCCCAUACCCCUUGAUUCUGCUAACCCUAAGAGCUCUAUCUAACUCUGUUUUUAAUGCAUCCGGUGAAUCGGCCUCUACUGCCUUCUUAGGCAGAGAAAUCCACAAAUUCACAACUCUCUGUGAGAAAAAGUUUUUCCUCAUCUUAGUUCUAAAUGGCCUACCCCUUAUUCUUAAACUGUGGCCCCUGGUUCUCGACUCCCCCAAACACUGGGAACUUGAUUCCUGCAUCUAGAGUGUCCAAACCCUUAAGAAUUUUAUAUGUUUCUAUCAGAUCUCCUCUCAUCCUUCUAAACUCAACUGAAUACACCCAUUUGCUCCAUUCUUUCAUCAUAUGACAGUCCCGCCAUCCUUGUGAAUUAACCUUGUGAACUCCCUCAAUAGCAAGAAUGUCCCUCCUCAAAUUAGAAGACCAAAACUGCACACAAUACUCCAGGUGCGGUUACUUUCUGGAUGGACAUUUCUCCCAAAUGUUGGCUUUAUUCAUGACCAUGUAAUAUGUGUGGGUCUUUCUUUGUUUGUUUGUUUGUUUGUUUGUUUGUUUGUUUGUUUGUUUAUUUUUUGUUUGUUUAGAGAUACAGCAUGGAACCAGGCCCUUCAGCCGACCGAGUCCACGCGAACCAUCGGUCACACUAGUUCUGUUAUCCCACUUUCUCAUCCACUCCCCACACACAUGGGGCAAUUUACAGUGAGAUAAUUAGCCUACUCUGUGGGAGUAACCAUGGACUCUGCGGGCCUGUAUCUUUCAAUCAAUUCAACCAAUCUUCAUCAUUUUGAAGAUAGAUAUAUAGGUUGCCCUUCUCUUUCUUGGAACUUAGAACAUACAACAUCGAACAGUACAGCAUAGGAACGGGCCAUUAGGGUUACGAUGUCUGUGCUGAACAUGAAGCCGGGACCUACUCCUAUCUGCCUGCAUGUAAACCAUGUCUCCCUACUUCCCGCAUAUCCAUGUGGCUAUCAUAAAAUCUCUUAUUUUGAAAAAAAUAUUAGUUUAAACAGGCUUUCCGGACAGUUGUGAUAGCAGUGCAGGGAUUAUCUGUGCAUAUCAAGUGUCUUCAUAUCCUUUCAAGGCAAGUUGUGGCAAUUCAGAAGGGCUCCCAGCAUCUGGUAUGAGACAGCAUGUCGAUUACCAAAGGGCUGCAACAACCUGCUGCAUUGUACUCUUAAAUUGAUUGAGGAUGAGGUGGCAAAGUUCAAUGACACAUUAACAUGAAGUGUUAUGAACAGAGUUGCAGUGAAAAGCUUUGUCUUGCAUUAUAUCCAAACAGGUCAGAUAUACUAUACAUUCAUAUAUUCAAGUCAAACUCAUAGUCAUAGAUUCAUAGGGACGGCACGGUGGCGCAGCGGUAGAGUUGCUGCCUUACAGCGCUUACAGCACCAGAGCCCCUGGCUCGAUCCCGACACACGGUUACUGUCUGUACGGAGUUUGUACGUUCUUCCCGUGACCGCGUGGGUUUUCUCCGAAAUCUUCGGUUUCCUCUAACACUCCAAAGACAUAUUGGAUUAUAGGUUAAAGAAGGGUUUCAGCCCGAAACGUUGCCUAUUUCCUUCGCUCCAUAGAUGCUGCUGCACCCGCUGAGUUUCUCCAGCUUUUUUGUGUAACCUUGGAUUAUAGGUUAAUUGGCUUGGUAUAAAUGUAAAAUUCUCCCUAGUGUGUGUAGGAUAGUGUUAGUAUGCGGGGAUCACUGGCCGGCGUGGACUCGGUGGGCUGGAGGGUCUGUAUCCGCGCUGUAUCUCUGAAACUGAUACUGAAGUCAUAGAAUCAUACAGCAUGCAAAUAGACCCUUUGGCCUACCUUGCCCAUGCUAACCAUCUACACUAGUCCCAUUUGUCCAUAUUUGGUCCAUAUCCCUCUAUGGACCAAAGGGAUACCAGAGCUUAUGAAAGGACCGUUCAGAAGCCUGAUUAGAGGGGAAGAAGCUGUUCCUGAGUGGUGGCGCUUGCUUUCAAGCCUCUGUAUCUUCUGCUGGAUGGGAGCUGGGAGAAAAUGGAAUGUCCAGCAUGAGACAAGUCUUUGAAAUUGAUGAUAUUAAAACUGAACCAAGACCAGAAUACAAACUUUAUUCACCUUUCCCCUAACUGGGAUGAAAGGCUCAUGUGUCAAAAUAUUAAUGAAAUUACCAACUAAUUGGAACGGCUUCUUAACUUUUACACAAUUAGUAUGUGAGUGAGACAUCUAUUACUGAACUGCAGUGCCAAGUCUGAGAUGAAUAUCACAGCCAGCUAUACACCACCCAGCUGUAAGAAAAUCUAAUUAUAUAUAGUGGGAUUGGUUGGAUUAUUUUAACAGCCAUUCAACACAUGUUAUCAGAAUGGCUUGAAAGUAAAUUAGAUGAAGAUAAUAGUAAUUGCAGAAUGUUGAGCCAAGCAAAUCCUUGGAAGACACAAGGAAUUGCAGAUACUGCUUUACAAAAAUGACACAAAGUGCGACAGGAACUCAGCAACUCACGUAGCAUCUCAGGGGACCAUGGGUAGGCGCCCUUUAAUGUCGCGAUCCUUCUUCAGAUGGAUUGUAUUGGGGGGGGGGGAGAAAGCUAGAAGAGAGGUAAGCCAGGUAAGAGAGGUAGCUACAAAGCCAGGUAAGUGAUACAGGUGAGGAGGCUUUUGAUAGGCAGAUGGUUGGACAGAGGCCAGAGACCUAGAGUGCUGUUUGUGUGGAGUUUGCGCAUUCUCCCUGUGACCGUGUGGUUUUCCUCCCGUUGCUCCCACAUUCCAAAGACGUGUGGGUUUGUAGGAUAAUUGGCACUCAGGAAAUUACCUCUCGUGUGUAGAGAGUGGAUGUGUAAAUGCGAUAACACAGAACUAGUGAGAACGGGUGAUCGAUGGUCGGCACGGACUUGGUGGGUCAAAGGGCCUGUUUCCAUACUACAUCUUUCAAUCAAUCAAUUGUUUGUUGAUCCAGUAUUCUGAACAUAAUUUUGGACCAUUCAAAUUAAAGUGAGGGCUCUUAGUUGGAAAUUUUAUGUGGCUAUAAAUGAGGGAAUGUGGGAUUCUGAUGCCUCUUUAGUAUUAAAAAAGGUGUUUAAUAAAUCCAGAGCAAAACACAAAGUGCUGGAGGAACUCAGUGGGUUAGGCAUCAUCCAUGGAUCGAAGUGGACAG
Molecule: messenger RNA, 9810 nt
Organism: Leucoraja erinaceus (little skate)
Lineage: Eukaryota; Metazoa; Chordata; Chondrichthyes; Rajiformes; Rajidae
Gene: tmem74b
Product: transmembrane protein 74B
Exons: 2
Coding region: 655-1389 (244 amino acids)
Source: RefSeq, a predicted model, not a curated record